AUGUCUGGCGAUCUCAAACCACCACUCACUAAUCAUCCUAUGCCUCCGACUUCAUAUCAUCAUCAACCUCCGCCCUUGACUUCAGCUCCAGCACCGCAUCUCCAUUCGUCGGCAUCUUCGAAUUAUCAUCAUCCUUCACAACACCAUCAUCAACCACACCAACCUCCUCCUCCACAAACUUCUUUGGACCCGUCGACUAGCUAUGGUCCAGGCUCAGCUCACUCUUACAGCUCGAACACGCUCGUCAAGCAGCAGCAAAUGAGCCCCGUCAGUCUCUCCCAUUCUCAUCCUUCACAUCAUUCCCAUUCACUUUCUCAUUCAUCGCAUCAUUCUUCCAUGCCAUUGACCACAAUACAACCUCAACCCACAAUGAAUGACAACAUGGGAAAUAUGACCCCAAUCUCGAAGAGCAAACCUGGUUCAACUGGAUCUGGAGAAGGUAAAGCGAAACCUCAUCUGUGUACCAUUUGCAAUCGUGGAUUCACCACUGGAGGUCAUCUCCAACGUCAUCAACGGAUACAUACGGGAGUCAAGGCGUUCAAAUGUCCUUUCCCGGGAUGUGAGACCAGGACGUCGAGGCAGGACAAUCUUCAGCAGCACUAUCGGACGCAUCUCUCACCAAGUCUGCGUAGAGGUUCUGGCUCUGAAGCUCGAGCUGCUGUCAAUCAAGCCAUGGAAGCGGCUGGACUGAAAUCCAUGAGCACCAGGGCUCCUCGUAAAUCGAAGAGUUCUACCAAUACUCCUUCUUCGAAUACUUCCGCCGGCACGUCUCAACACAUUCCAUCCCCUUACGCGACUCCCACUUCUCAAAACGGACACUAUGGCUAUCAUCAAAUGUACGAACCUCAACCAUACGCCUAUCCACUACAUCACCCUCCUCCUCCUUCCAUGAGCUUGGGCAACACGGCUCAGACGUCUGCGACUUCUUCUCGUGGACCUUCUCCUACUAACGGCCACUCGUCAGGCCAGUCCAGUGUCAGCUCGAUCCCUAACGCUCAUCACCCUCAUGGAUCAUACUAUCCUCAACCGUUCACUCCCAACUACCCUUACUACCCCGCUGCAUAUCGCUAUUCUGCUCCUGGACAAGGACACAUGAUGCCAUACGGCGCUGGACAUCCUCCUCCAGCUCCCCCUCCACACAUCUAUUCACCUGGCAUAGCCAGCGAGCAUCCUGGAACUGUACCCGGAGGACACAUGUAUUCUCCGAUGGGGAGUAGCUUUCAAGCACACUCGAGAGAAUCAUCCUAUGGAGGCAUGAUGCCUGGAUAUCCCGCACCGGGCCCAUCGCCCGUCGCGAAUGGAUAUCCUCGCCACGGCUCCGCAAGUUCACUCCUGCAUCAAGCUCCAGGAGCAGGGAGUGGCAUCGGGGCGGGCGGUCCCGCUGGACCUUCUUCCGAUAGAGGUCGAUAUUCUCCCACUCGACGUCGAUCGCCUCCCGACCUACUUAGUCAGGGUGUAGUUGAUCCGAAUAACAUGAGUGGGAGACCGCCUAUGCAAAUGGGUUAUGCACCGCCACCUCAUUCCAACGGUAACGGAAUGCCAGGGCCAGAGUCGGGCAGUGCAGGAGGAAAUAGUGUAGGGGGAAUGGCCAAUGGCUAUGGGCCUCCGUCUCAUCUGAGCGCUUAUGCCUAUGGUCCAGGACCUGCGGCCGGUGGAUCAGAAACGCUUGCGAGACUGCAAGGGAGGAACAGUGCAUCGAGUUCGUCGGAGGACGGCUCAGCGGGUGGACAGGAAGAAGGAGGCUUGAAGCCGCCCAUUUGA
Molecule: messenger RNA, 1761 nt
Organism: Kockovaella imperatae
Lineage: Eukaryota; Fungi; Basidiomycota; Tremellomycetes; Tremellales; Cuniculitremaceae
Exons: 3
Coding region: 1-1761 (586 amino acids)
Biological process (GO): regulation of transcription by RNA polymerase II
Molecular function (GO): DNA-binding transcription factor activity; RNA polymerase II cis-regulatory region sequence-specific DNA binding
Source: RefSeq, a predicted model, not a curated record